AUCUGCCUGAUUCACUUCCCUCAAAACACACGGCAGCCAUUCCCAUAGAGAUCUGUUACCAUAGCCACAGGCACACAUUCUGUGGGUAUUGUGUUUACGGUGGGACUCAGGUAUGCCCCCUUGGCAUGAGGGUGUGGGUUUCAAAGGCAGCCAAAUGGAGAGGAAUGGGGUAAGAGUCCACACCUGGACUUGACUGAAUGAAUAGGAGCUAUUAUGGUCAGACUUGUUUAUUUGUUGUGCAGCUGGAUGGCAGAUGUUAUCUGUUUUCAGGAGAACAUUCACCUUCACACAAUGGUGGUCUGCCAAACCAGACCUCAUUCAACCACUCCUUGAAUAAUCCAGUUUAUCCUACUUAAAAUGGAGAGGUGGAGUCUUCAAAGUGAGUUUGAGGUGUCUAACACUGGUGUGUCAGUGUUGUUUCACAACUUUCAUUCUUUUUUGUCUGUCUGAGUUGGAUACAGUCCACUCCCUGCUCUUACGGGAUUUUACGGGAUGAACUUGUUUUUUGAGGGCGACGCUAAACCUAGACUCAUAUUCUGAGAGCCGAGAAACCACAAAUUCUUCUUAGCAGUCUACUUCCAAGAACAGAAACAGUCAAACUCGAUGAUUCUCUCCAAUCUUUCUGGGGUAAUUCCUUUGAGACCUUCCUGAAAUUGUCCAACCAGAUGAUGGGAUAUCCUUAUGGCCACCACUGCUUGUCUUUCUGUUUUCUGAAGAGCUCUGUUUACUUUGAUGAAGCCGACGGACACUCUUAUAUCACUUCCUCUUGUAGUCUAGGUGGAAUGUGGGAAAAGAUUAUUAAGAGGUUUUUUGGGAAAUGACUGCCACAAAUAUCCAUCCAGGAGGUGAACUCCAGUCGGAAGCAAAAGCUCCAAUCGGAAAACACUCGAGACCAAGAAUAGGCAAAGGAUUUGUGGUGGAAAUAUGGUGGAAAUACGGUGGUGCAUGAAUGAAUUCAUUUGGUCAUUUGUCCGUAGGAAGGUGUUGUGCUUCCUGCUUGUAUUUCUCCAGCCCUGCUCUUCCUAAAAGUGUUGGCUGGGAGGAGCUAUGUGGGGAAGAGGGAGGAGGAGAAGUAUUUGAGUUGCCAUCUCAGUCGCGCUCUCACACACAGACUCGCACACACAUUCACUGGAGCGCUGACUCUCUGCUGAGCUCCGUUCUUCAAAAGGCUCUGCAGUUUGAGAGCUUCAUCCUGCUCUUGGAAAACACUUGUCCUGGAAAAGAGUGCAGGAUUUCAAGAAAAAGAGUUUCAGGUUUUCAAGGAGUGUUUUACAAGUCUGAGACAUCUGGAGAUUGAAAGGAAAGGACUGAGCCACCGUUUCACCAGAACUAUUCUGAUAACAUUUCAGCUGCGAAGAGCUCACUUCAGGAUCUGCCCCGUCCUGGUGGGUCACUCAGCCGGACUGAUGUGGAAUGCGACCCUUUAUGACCCCAUCCCAUGGGCCUCUAUUCAAUGAGCCGGACUCGGGAGAGAGCAGAUAAUAGAGGCAAGAGGCCGGCACACAAAAAAGAGUGAAAUAAUAACAGCAGCAGGAGUGUUCAGACUGGUAAGAGAGUUAAAGGGGUCCUUGAAGGUGGGGAAAAAAGAGCUUAAAAUACAAAGGAGAAGGAAUAAAGAGACCUGUGACUACAAAAGUCUUUCUUGGGACGACAUUCAAAAGACAUUCUUGAUUGCAAAGAAAACUUUGACCCUUAGUCUUCAUUUCACCUCUUAAAUUAAUCCCACUGCUACCCAUCAUGCCAGUGGAGACCCUCCGUCCUACAGAUGGCCGUCUUACUGGGGGUCCAUUCACCUCUGCCAUGCCUUUCCGUAUCCUCAAUAAAGGCCCCGACUACUUCCGUAGAGCGCCUGAGACAGGAACACGGAAGCUGAGUGCAGUUGAGCGCCUGGAAGCGGACAAGGCCAAGUACGUAAAGAGUCAACAAGUAGCACUCACUAGACAAGAACCUGUGAAACCCCCAAUCAUCCGCAAACCACUGUUAUCACCAAGCAUGAUGAUGCAAUGCAGAAUAAACACUCCACCAGCGAGGAAGAUUACCCGGCGGCUACUUGAGACAGAGAACGGACCGGACCAUGGCAUGAGCAGAGGACCACAACUCAACCUGGAAGUACUGAAUAAUCUAAUCAAUGUCUGCGAUGGGCCGCUUGCCUCCUCCCCUACCCCUUCCUCUCCUUCUCCUUCAGCCUCCUCUCCCUCUUCUGGGGGUCACAGUGUUGGUAGUGGACAAUCUGCAGAACCUCAGCACUGCAUCAACUUCAAAGCACACCUUGCCUCAACGCCCAACUCCUCUCGCACCUCUUCUCCUCUUAACAAUAAAUCCUCACCUACAGAGCCCAGCCGAAGGCCUCCUCCGGUCCCUGCCAGAGCUCCCAGAUUGGUACCACAAGGUAGUUACGGAACCCCCAACUCUGUAACUGUGCGGCGGGUGGAUGUGCGACCGCAGGCGGAGAGCAGAAAACCUCAGAGAUUGCCUCUACAACCCAAACCUAGACAAACCCAAGUAGCUCAACCACAGAUAGCCCAGCCACAGGCACCUCCCACACCUCCUGCUCAGCAGCAACCUUCGGCAGCACACCCUCCAUCCCCCUGCAUACCCUCCAGCCCACUGUUUCUGCGCCCUGGCAUUCUGCCCCCGGCUUCCCCUGCUUUCACUCGCCUUUCUUCAGCCAGCUCUCGAGGGUCACGUCCAGGUUCAACCCGGAAGCACCCCUCCCUCCAUCGGUCCAAGUCAGACUUGAGCGAUCGCUACUCUCGAGCCACAGCUGACCUGGAGCGCUUCUUCAACUACUGUGGGCUGGACCCAGAUGAGGUGGAAGGAAUGGGUGGCGUGGAGCGUUUCGCACGGGCCAAUUCGGACAUUGUUUCAGUCUCCAAGCUCCGCAGCGUCAGUACUUCUAGCUCAGAGUGCGGGGAAGGACGGCGAGGGGAAGAGGAAGAUGACGAUGACGAUGGGCCCAUCAAGCCUAGUGAGCGGGUUCCUUACGGCAUCUCAGUCAUCGAGAGGAAUGCACGCGUCAUCAAGUGGCUCUACGGUAUCCGACAAGCACGGGAUGCCUCACAAAACAUCUCCAAUGUCUAGGAGCUUCUCUCUGGCUGUCUACCAACCCAGGAGUACCAGACAUAGACAAUAUAAAUGGAACAGACUUGCUGUAGCAUUCAGUUGAUGUUUAUCACACACCGAAUAUUUAUUACGUUCUUGUUUGAAGGCUCUGACAAAUAUUUGUCUUGUUUGUAUUUGCCUUACUAUAAAGAUAAUGUUCAUGAUGUUUGUCACAUAGAAUUUACAUGGACGUCCUGUUGUUUUUUGAGCGUCCGAUGUUCUGCAAGGAUGACGUACCUCCAGAUGCGGAAUACUACAGACUCUCAGCACUGUGACUUUGAUACAUUUUGAUUUAAGCAAUAAGACUAAUGCUAAAGGCACUAAAAGUGAUUGAAUGGAUGAUGAUUUUGAUUAUGAAGGCAGCAGUCGAUCUGCUGUGCUGGUGCUGUUCAGGUACAAAGUCUUUAUUAAACAGCAGUGCUGUGGGACCCGUGGCCUAAGCUAAUUCCUCUAGGAACCAUUGUGUUCAUAGUAUUGGAAAUGAAGCAGGUACUUUCUAGUUUUAGAAAUCUUUGUAUUGGUUGAAGAAUGAUUGAAGAUGUUUAGGAUGCUUGUGUUUAUGAGGUCGUCAUUUGGUGUCGGUUGUAGUAAGACCUCAGGGACGUGUUUAAUAAGGCACACCUAGAUGACACGGCAAAGUCCUACCAGUACACGCAUAUAGAAAUUGAGAUGCACACAAACCCCUGCUCACUGUGCACACACUUUUGCUCCAUAGGUGUCAAAUUCACAAGUGCGUCAGAUGUUUGGUGUAGAUGUUUUUGAAGGCAAGACUAUGAUACUGUGAAGAAUUCAGAGCUUCCACGGAGGCGCUGCUCCUCUGCAAACAUGGCUGGUAGACUGUUAUUGUUCAAUAUAAGUUUAGACGUUCAAAAUAUAAGCAUGUGAGAGCCUCUUGUCAGCAUGCACAUGUGGAAGUACAGCUGUAUUAUGUGGCAAAGCACAGUUGCACGAUGUGCACUCCUCAAACAUGCAUUCCAUGGAUCCAUAUGGACGUACAUUCCAUUCAACUUAACGUUUAUGUAUGAUUUGUGUGGGUUUUGUUUAUUUGUGACUGUUCCUUAUGCUUGUUUCUAUGAUUUGGAGAAGUUAAGUUAUAGACAGUUGUGUAAGACAGGUAAGGUGUGAGAGCUGACAGAACUGAGAGAGAGUGUUUGGCUCAAUACUCUCAGGGGAAUCAAAGCUGUUAAAUCUGUUUACUGCAGAGUUUUCACACUUGUAGUGAAAAAGAAAAGCCUUACAAAGAGCGGGAAAAAAAGUUAUUUUGAUGGAAGUUGUUUGAAUAUGUGCACAUAGACAAGUCAUGAGACCACACAAAUGUUCACGUUUGGUUGAGAGUAUUUAAGAGAAAGUUUUGCUUUAUUAAAAGCACAAUAAUUUUUUUUCUUGACUGUGCAAUCUAAAUAUAGCCAUAAAUGCAUGAAAAUGUAAACUCAAAACAUUUAUUGAUUGAAAUACAUUGCUCUGCCAGCACAUUCAGGAAGAAUACACACAAAGGUACAAACCCUCAAACAGUUCAGCGCAGUAGAUAUUGAAGUAGGAGGGGUAACAUGGUGGAUCUGCUCGUUCUCUGAAGUUUACCAUUGACUCGGAAAGAGUUAAAUGCAAAAUCGGUCUUUUGAAGAUGUCAAUAAAGAGAUGAUGUUUUUGAAAAACAA
This is a messenger RNA of Ctenopharyngodon idella (grass carp), 4757 nucleotides long. RefSeq names its product protein FAM110A. The coding region runs from base 1738 to 3081 and encodes 447 amino acids. Lineage: Eukaryota; Metazoa; Chordata; Actinopteri; Cypriniformes; Xenocyprididae. The transcript is spliced from 2 exons. The record is from RefSeq and is a predicted model, not a curated record.